AUGGUGUCCGCAUUCCAUGAAGAGAUUAGUGCUGCUCUGGGAACGACUGCGGUUCAGAAGCUGAAAUCAGGUGCACUCAUUCAGAAAGUGGCGAAAGCACACAGCACAGGCCACGCUGGUUCAACUGGUAACAUUCUUGCCUCCGCUGGCUUAGCGGCCAAUGUGACCAUCUCGCAGGUGACCUUAGGUGAUAAUUUCGCGCAUCAUUGCAUCAAGCCAGCUGAUUAUCUGCGGGGUUUGGCUGCCCAGAACAAGCUAUGCAACCUAACUGGCGGGGACCCCUUCCGAGAAACACUGCUAAGUUUUUGGGACACGUAUCACCGAAUGGAUCCUGAUCAUCCAGCCCUCGCAGAUGGUGUGGCAGCUUGUGAACUUAGUGUGCCGAUCCUUUUGUUCGGCGACGAAGGGAGGGCGCUUAAAAAGCAAGCAGCUAUGGUCUUGGGAUGGGAACCACUCCUUGGGUAUGGAUGUAUGAACGGAUGCGACGCAGAUCCUGAAGCACACCGCGGCCACAAGCUCAACUUCAGUGGAUCUACUUACAAGACCAGAAUGCUGCAUAGCAUCUUGCACAAGCGGUGUUAUGGAAAGAAACAGAAGCACCUACUUGAUUUGAUUCACAUCUGGGCGGCUGAUCAUGAAGAAGCGAUGGAUGGCAUCGAUGCCCACCUGGAAGGCAGAUCUGUGGUGCUGAAACUGGUCCCCAUGGGUUUGAAGGGGGACUGGCCAGCAGAAGUGAAGUUAUGUCAACUGGAAAGAUCUUUCUAUCAUGAUGCAACACCCUUUGGAAAGGGAAUCUGUCAUUUAUGCAUGGCUAAUACUUCAGAGUGCCACGACUGGACAACACGUGCGUGGGAAAACACUAUGAAGGAAACCUUCCGGCCUCCCUGGGAUACAGAGCCAGCACUGGUGAACAAGCUUUGCAGUGGGUUCAGCACCGAUUGGGACAAGGCGGCCUUCUGCAAGCUGGAUCUCUUCCAUAUUUGCCAUAAAGGCACCAUGGCGGAGUUGGCAGGAUCUGGCCUAGUCACCUUGCUGGACAUGGGUCUCUAUCCGCCUGGGGCCUUUGAAGCCAGGACAUGGUUCAAGGGAGCAGACACAACUGUGGCCAUCAAGUUCUUGGUUCACAUCUUGCAGGAGAAGGGCGUUGGACCGGAUUCGGAUGAAAUUCUGCAAUGCCUCCUGAAAUGUUGCAAGGCGGCCAACAGAUUCUUUUCAUUGCUGUAUCACCAGGAGCUCUGGCUGCCAGUCCGUGUGGCCAGGCUGGUGUCAAAAGCGGGGGGGGAGUACAUCAACCGUUACAAGCAGCUGGCGAAUGUGGCAUAUGGGCGUAACUUGACCAGGUAUCUCCUCACGCCGAAGCUACAUCUGCUCAUGCAUUGUAUACAUUCCCUGGACACGCAAAUUUCGAACGGGGUGAUUAUGAACCCGCUUGUGGAUUCCUGUCAGAUGUGUGAAGACUUUAUUAACAAAAUCGCUACCUUGGGGAGGAGUGUCCAUGCCCGCAAGUUUGAUGAGAGCACCUUGAAGAAGUAUCUGAUUUCCGUGCAGCGCUACUGGUGA
Symbiodinium pilosum is the source of this 1560-nucleotide messenger RNA. Lineage: Eukaryota; Dinophyceae; Suessiales; Symbiodiniaceae. The record is from the annotation of a GenBank genome assembly.